Penicillium atrosanguineum is the source of this 1779-nucleotide messenger RNA. Its product is annotated as GMC family oxidoreductase. NCBI's taxonomy places the organism in Eukaryota, Fungi, Ascomycota, Eurotiomycetes, Eurotiales, Aspergillaceae. The annotation marks the transcript as partial. The record is from RefSeq and is a predicted model, not a curated record. Gene Ontology annotation, molecular function: oxidoreductase activity, acting on CH-OH group of donors; flavin adenine dinucleotide binding. The transcript is spliced from 3 exons. Gene Ontology annotation, biological process: secondary metabolite biosynthetic process.
AUGUAUUUCACGUUCAUCUUUCGGUUACUCACAGGCGCUGUAUUUGCAGCACUUCCUGGCCUCCUCAUUCUAUUUCCAGUCACUGAAGAUCCCGGUUCAUUUCGUUGGCUUCCCUCGCGGAAUGCGAUAUUUGACUAUGUCGUGGUUGGUGGAGGCACUGCGGGUAUCACGGUCGGCACACGCCUUGCCCAGCAUGGAUUCAAAGUCGCCAUCGUCGAAGCGGGCGGCUACUACGAAGAUACUCAUCCCAUCUCAGAAGUCCCCGGCUCGGCUGUUCUGGGUGUUGGUGCUGAUGUGAAUACUGCAUCAGCCGCAGACUGGAGAUUUGUAGCAAAGAAGGUACCGGGUGCCGCUUACCGUGAUAUUCAUUAUCCUCGGGGGAAAUGCAUGGGCGGAUCGCCAUCCAAAGGUGCGAUGGAAACGUGGGCAGAUCUUCUCCAGGACUCAGAAUAUUCAUGGGCGAGUACCCUUCCCUUUUUCAAAAGGACAACUUCCUUCACAUCGCCUGGAAGUCGACUCCAUGCCAACAGAAGCCUCUUCAACGAGUCCGCCUUUGACACAAAGGGUGGUCCCCUCCAAGUGUCUUACCCGCGCUAUGCGAUGCCGUUCUCCGCUUCGGCUGGCAACGGCUUCAGUGCGAUCGGGAUAAAUGAGACCCAAGAUUUCAACAGCGGGUCGCUCAUGGGCCAUCAGUACUGUUCAAUGACCAUUCGUCCUUGGGAUCAAUCACGGAGCAGUUCAGAAUCGGCAUUCCUCCAUCCGCCACAGGGAUUAGUGAAUCUGACUAUCUACGAAUCAUCUUUAGUAAAGAAAAUUCUUUUCAACACGCACAAGCAAGCAACUGGCAUUAGAGUGAAGCAGCGGUGGGGCUUCUGGGACCUAGAUAUCACGAUAGGAGCAAUGAGGGAAGUGAUCGUCUCUGCUGGUGCUUUUCAAUCCCCGCAGCUCUUAAUGGUAUCAGGAGUUGGACCGGCUGAGACACUGCGAGAACACUCAAUCCAGCCUAUUGCGGACUUACCUGGAGUUGGACAGAACAUGUGGGAUCACGUUUUCUUUGGACCAUCAUAUCCGGUCAAUGUGGACACAUUCACCAAAAUGACACAAAGUCCUCUCUAUUUUGCAAAGCAAGUUGCAACCUAUCUUUUCCUUCGAUAUGGUCUGUUGACAAAUCCGUCAACUGACUACAUUGCGUUCGAAAAUCUACCAGCCAGUUCGCGAACGGAGUUCUCACCCGAUAAUGAACAGGAUCUUUCCUGGUUCUCCGACGAUUGGCCGGAGGUUGAGUAUCUUGUCGCAUCGGCAUAUGUUGGAAACUUUUCCGAUCCAUUCAGACAACAACCAUUGCAGGGACAGUAUGGCAGCAUCAUCGCCAGUCUCGUAGCAUCCACAUCACGCGGAAAUGUCACUAUCAGCUCUUCUAAUACCGAGGACCUGCCUAUUAUCAAUCCAAACUGGCUGGCCACGGAGACAGAUCAGAAAGUGGCUGUGGCAGCCUACAAGCGAAUACGGGCUGCAUUCCAUUCCGACGCAAUGCAAUCGGUUUUAAUAGGACCCGAAUACUUCCCCGGACUGAAGUAUCAGACGGAUGCCGACAUCUUGAAAUUGAUCAGAAAUACCGUAAUGACUAUCUAUCAUGCCGCUUGCACUUGCAAGAUGGGCCUGAGGAACGACACAAUGGCUGUGGUUGAUCACAAGGCGAUGGUAUAUGGUGUUCAUAGCCUACGGGUAGUUGAUGCCAGCGCAUUCCCCAUACUGCCUCCAGGUCACCCUCAAUCAACU